CGGAACGAGCGAGCGAGCGAGGGAGAGAGAGAGGACAGAGGACAGAAGCGAAUAGCAGGCGAGGCGAAGAGAGGAGGCGAGGGGAAGCAAGGAUGAGGGGCGGCGGCGGCGGGAUGGACGACGACGAGCGGGUUGGACACGCGCAGAUCCCGAAUAGCUUCGGCCACGAGCUCCGCGCAUGCCUCCGCUGCCGCCUCGUCAAGACCUACGACCAGUUCAGGGAGAAUGGCUGCGAGAACUGCCCCUUCCUGGACAUGGACAAAGAUCGCGACAACGUCGUCAGCUGCACCACCGCCAACUUCACUGGGAUAAUAUCACUGAUGGAUCCCACUAGGAGUUGGGCUGCUCGUUGGUUGAGAAUUGGGAGGUUCAUUCCAGGGUGCUAUACGCUGGCCGUCUCAGAGGAACUUCCGGAGGAGUAUCAAGGGAUGUGCCAAGACAACAACGUACAGUAUUUCCCUCCCAAGCGCCCCUGAGCUGGCUCGAAGUUGAUGCAGUUGUGAUCCUGGACCCGUACUUUACAUAUAGUUGCACCUGUAAUGUAUGCUGAUUAAACUGCCGCCAGUGUUAUGCAUCCUCAAGCGAUUUGUCGAACGCUUCUGUACGACCUGGAGACAUUUUAAGCUGAACUAGUUCAUCGCACA
Hordeum vulgare subsp. vulgare (domesticated barley) is the source of this 644-nucleotide messenger RNA. Its product is annotated as transcription elongation factor SPT4 homolog 1-like. The record is from RefSeq and is a predicted model, not a curated record. Gene Ontology annotation, molecular function: zinc ion binding; RNA polymerase II complex binding. Gene Ontology annotation, cellular component: DSIF complex; nucleus. The transcript has 5 exons. Gene Ontology annotation, biological process: regulation of transcription elongation by RNA polymerase II; chromatin organization; mRNA processing. The coding region runs from base 93 to 476 and encodes 127 amino acids. Lineage: Eukaryota; Viridiplantae; Streptophyta; Magnoliopsida; Poales; Poaceae.